AUGGCCUUUCAGAACUUUCUGUUGCUUUCUUUGGUUGCUGCAUGUACAUCUGCCGUGGCAUAUGGCAACCUAUCUGUGAAUUAUUACUCGUCUACGUGCCCAAAAGCUUUAUCUAUCAUUCAUGCAGGAGUAGCAGCAGCAAUAAAAAAGGAACCUCGCAUGGGGGCAUCAUUGCUCAGAUUGCAUUUUCAUGACUGCUUUGUUAAUGGCUGCGACGGAUCGAUCCUGUUAGAUGAUAAUGCCACCUUCAUAGGAGAGAAAACUGCUGUUGUUAACAAUAACUCCAUCAGAGGAUUCAGUGUCAUUGAUCACAUCAAAGCUAAGGUAGAAAAAGCUUGUCCUGGUGUUGUGUCUUGCGCUGAUAUCGUCGCCCUGGCGGCUCGAGACUCGGUUGUUUAUUUUGGGGGUCCUUCUUGGAAGGUUAGGUUGGGAAGAAGAGAUUCUCUCACAGCAAGCAGGGCACUUGCAAAUAGUUCUAUACCUCCAGCUACUUUUAAUCUAAGUGCCCUCAUAACAAGCUUCUCUGCACAGGGGCUCUCUUUAAGGAACUUGGUGGCUCUUUCAGGUUCCCACACCAUAGGCCUGGCCAGAUGCGCAACCUUUCGAGGGCAUAUCUACAAUGAUUCGAAUAUUGAUCCCUCCUUUGCCAAGUCAUUGCGGCGGAUUUGCCCAAGAAGUGGGAGAGACAAUGUUCUUGCACCCCUUGAUCGGCAUACUCCAGCUUGUUUUGAUAAUCUGUACUACAAGCACCUGUUGCAAGGGAAGGGUCUUCUUCAUUCAGAUCAAGAACUCUUCAAUGGCAGUUCUGCAGAUUUCCUUGUUAGAAGAUAUGCAAGUAAUCCUCAUGAUUUUUUCAAAGACUUUGCUAAAGCUAUGGUUAAGAUGAGCAACAUUAAGCCCCUCACAGGAAAACAGGGUGAAGUAAGAAAAAAUUGCAGAAAAGUUAAUUGAAAUUCAAUUGGCUGGCAAUUGGAUGUAUUACAGCCUUUUCUCUUCCAUGUAUGAAUGUGGGAAUCAAAAUUUACUAGUGCAUUAGUGUGUUUGGAAGAAAUUAUUAUCCAUAACUGUAUAAUGUCUAUCAUCUAAAGAGAGGAAAGCAUACUCUCUUUGCUACUCAAAAGAAAUAAUAUUUC
This is a messenger RNA of Manihot esculenta (cassava), 1133 nucleotides long. RefSeq names its product peroxidase P7. Lineage: Eukaryota; Viridiplantae; Streptophyta; Magnoliopsida; Malpighiales; Euphorbiaceae. The record is from RefSeq and is a predicted model, not a curated record. The transcript has 4 exons. The coding region runs from base 1 to 951 and encodes 316 amino acids. Gene Ontology annotation, molecular function: heme binding; peroxidase activity. Gene Ontology annotation, biological process: hydrogen peroxide catabolic process; response to oxidative stress.